AGCACCAUCUUGUCACACACAAGUCUCACGUCAGUGAGCCAAUGUCAAAUUCUCGAAUAUACACUAGUCUCCGAAGAAUGCGAAGCUCUUUACACUUCUAAAUUGGACGAAGCGCUGAAACAUGUUCGGUCUGUGUUCUUCGGGCAAAAAGACCAGUUGUGGACAGUCGAAACCGAAGAAGAGCGCCUGCGGGAAGAAGAGCUGCAAACCGGGCAAGGUGACCAGGAACGCCUUCUUCAAUUUCCUCAGGGAGUUCAGGGUGAAACACUGCGACUGGCCGGUCACCAAGAUCGCUGUGGAGGGUGCGAAAUGCUGGUGUAAGAUGAGCCCCUGCGAUCGCAAGAAAUACCUGGAUAUGGCAAGGUGUGCGCCAAAGAUGAAGAGGAGGAGGAAGCACAAGAGGGGAGGGUCUUGUGGCAGGAAGGCCUCCCACAGGAGGCCGAAGAGACGCUGCGGGUAGAUCCGACGUUGGACCCUUUGGAUUUCAAAUUUUAGUAGCGUGGAUCUGUAUGGUUAGUUGGACAUACCAGUACGUCUUUACCUAUGUACCUAUUUAUCAAUAAACAGCUAUUGGAUCUA
Molecule: messenger RNA, 579 nt
Organism: Coccinella septempunctata (seven-spotted ladybird)
Lineage: Eukaryota; Metazoa; Arthropoda; Insecta; Coleoptera; Coccinellidae
Product: protamine-like
Exons: 1
Coding region: 122-460 (112 amino acids)
Biological process (GO): sperm DNA condensation; spermatogenesis
Source: RefSeq, a predicted model, not a curated record